Messenger RNA from Solanum tuberosum (potato), 678 nucleotides. RefSeq lists its product as uncharacterized. Bases 1 to 678 code for a protein of 225 amino acids. Lineage: Eukaryota; Viridiplantae; Streptophyta; Magnoliopsida; Solanales; Solanaceae. The transcript has a single exon. The record is from RefSeq and is a predicted model, not a curated record.
AUGGGACAAGAAGUAGGGUCUGUAGAAGAGAGGGAGAAGAUUGAGUUAUCAGAAGUAGACAACACAGAUACAAGUAACAAGGAAGAACAUACCACAAGAAAUUGGGUUAAUCAAUCAUUUUACAAGAGGAGAGCACCAACUCAAGAUGCUAAGAAGGAUAGUGGUGACCAAGAAGGGGAUCUCAUUGUUGGUGAACAUGUGCAGCAAAAGGAUAAGGAAAAUGGUGGAGAUGAUACAACAGAUACAUCAGAGGUUGUAACUACUGUAAGUAAUGCUAUAACUGUAGUAGUCUAUAGUGACAAAGAGCAAGAGCAGCAACAACUACAAAGUCAGCAACAAACAUUAUACAAUGCAGAGAUGGGAGUUGAUGAGUCCAGCAAGACAAAUAGUGACUUGUGGUAUGAUAAUUUAGUGCAUAACAAUGAAAAAAUGAAUAUUGAGAAGGUGCAACAGCAGCAACAAGAACAACAUUUAAUAGACUUGGAGAAUACUAAUGAAGAAAGUAACUUGCAAGAUGAUGUACAACAGCAACUAAUUGAUGUUGAGAAGGAUAGUAAUAGAAGUGAUCUGCAGGAAGUUGUUCAGAAGCAUCUAGAUGUGGUCAAUAAUGUAAAUAAUCUGUUGGACAGUGAAACAAAUGGAAUUUAUGGGGAUAAGGGGAAAGAUGCAUAUCCAUAA